AUGACAAACUAUUUCGAUCUAACUGCAGCUGAUGACAUUAAAGAUACCAGCACUGAGUUUACAGAUAGCAUUGAAGAGGAGGUACAGCAUGGCUCUCAUGUACAGAAUUUUAAGGGGGAUAUCGAUGACAAUCUGAUGAGCCAUUCCAGUUAUCCUGCUCUACUGACUUUGAAGAGCGAAGGCAACCAGCAAGCGAUGCUUCAGUCUCAGAAAUCGAUGGUUCAGCACGUUUUAGAACAGAAAAAGAAACUGGAAGAAGAGCUACAAGAGUUUAAAGAACAGAUUGAGGAAGCUGGGUUCUCUUCCAUUUCUCAGCUAAAGAAGGCCCUGCUUAGUCUAUGUCUAGAGAAUGCAGAACUCAAGGAACAAAUUGGAGAAGCAAAGUUGUCAGAAGUUUGGGAGAAAGAGGAUGAAAAUGAAGAUAAAGAGGAUUUGAGGUGGGGUAUCAAGAAACUGCAAGAGAAACUGCACACUUCAGAGAAUGGGACUGGCCUCCUUAAAGAACAAUUGACUCUAAAAAACCAAGGAUGCAAAGGCGCCAUCAUUCACCAGAUGACAGCUAACACAGCUCUGAUAAAUGAGCAAGAGCAGUGCACUUGCCAAGCUGUCUGUGACCAUUCACCAUUGUUGCACUGCAUACCCAAUAAAAUUAUGGGCAGCCCAGAAGAAAUCAAGGCUGAAGGAGGCAGAGUAUCAAGUAGUUUUGGCCAGAAGUCUGAACAAUCCCAAUGGAGUCAACAGUGUCACAAAAUACAAGACACACACUUGGUGUCAGAAGCCACCAUCCAGCCACAGAUAGCCCAGCUCAAACAAUACAAAGCCCUACUCGGUGAAUCUAUGGUACAGCAGAAUAACAAGCAGAUGCAGGUGGAUAUUCAAGACUUGGGCUAUGAAACCUGUGGGAGAAGUGAAAAUGAGGCUGAAAGGGAUGAGGCUACAAGCCCUGGAUGCAGAGUUCAUGAUGAGCAACUAAAGUUUUGGAAGAAAUCAGUAGAAGCCCCUCAAAACAGGCUGAUGAAACAGGAAACAUUCCUGGGUGUCAGUCAAAAUGAUGAGGCUGCAGUUCUCCGCCAGCAUAUUCAGGUUCUCCAGAUGCAAUUGCAAAGUUCCCACAAAGUUAUCCAGAACUUACAAAAUUGUGUGCGCUCUGUAUCCACUACCAGUGACUAUGGUUCUAUGGGAGAUCAGUCACUCAAAUUGAGGCAAGGCUAUACUCUGGGCAAUUCUUCUUCCCACAGUAUGACUGAUGAAGAUGAAGGCUGGCAAUCUGAUAGCGUUGGAACUUUCUGCCCACCAAGUCUCCAGUCCAAUAAAGAUUUGGCCAGCCUUAUACAGAGAGUAACCCUGCUGGAAGCUCAUAUGAAUGAGACCAAGCCAAAGGAAUUUUUGACAGAGGAAUUGAAAUGUACAGCCUCCUUGGGGUAG
Molecule: messenger RNA, 1425 nt
Organism: Thamnophis sirtalis
Lineage: Eukaryota; Metazoa; Chordata; Lepidosauria; Squamata; Natricidae
Source: RefSeq, a predicted model, not a curated record